This is a messenger RNA of Phoenix dactylifera (date palm), 836 nucleotides long. Its product is annotated as HSP20-like chaperones superfamily protein. Lineage: Eukaryota; Viridiplantae; Streptophyta; Magnoliopsida; Arecales; Arecaceae. The record is from RefSeq and is a predicted model, not a curated record. Gene Ontology annotation, biological process: protein folding. Gene Ontology annotation, cellular component: cytoplasm.
AUAAAAGGCUUGGAAACGUUUCAGAAAUAAAAAGGCAUUUGUCGCAACGGACGCUCACGCCUGAAGGGAGAAGGGAAACAUGGCGGAGAAGUUGGCACCGGACAAGCGACACAGCUUUGUCCACAACGGGCAGAAGGUGUUCGAAUGGGAUCAAACUUUGGAGGAGGUUAACGUCUACCUCGAUCUCCCCCCGAAUGUCCCGAAGAAGCUAUUCUAUUGCAAGAUCCAGUCGCAGCAUAUCGAAGUUGGCAUCAGAGGCAACCCCCCUUAUCUCAACCGUGAUCUCGCCUGCCCCGUAAAGACUGAUUCGUCGUUUUGGACGCUUGAGGAUGGGACAAUGCAUGUGACACUGCAGAAGAGAGACAAAGGACACACAUGGUCAUCUCCAAUAGUCGGGCAGGGUCUCCUAGAUCCUUAUUCAGUGGAUCUUGAACAGAAGCGCCUUAUGCUGCAGAGGUUCCAAGAAGAGAAUCCAGGAUUUGACUUUUCUCAGGCUCAGUUCACGGGAACCUGCCCUGACCCCAGGACCUUCAUGGGUGGGGUACGAUCUGACUGAGAGGGCUGGACUUCUUAGCAUUAGCUUGUGAUCCUCAACCUUUCUUAUAAAUGUUAUAGAUUGUUGCACACAUUUUAAGUUCAUGGUUUCUGUAAAGUAUUCCUGUAUAAAGCCUUUGUGGCAUCUGACUUCAAGAAUCAACGGAGCUAUUUAUGACUUGUCAGACUCAAUCUAGUGGAGACAGUUACUGUGACUUGUUUGAGUUAUUUGUUUCUGAAGAUUUUUCACUGUUUAUAAAAAAAAUAAAGAUUGAGCAAGAACUUAGGCGCCCUUUGUUGAA